AUGAUUAUGUUGUUAAGUAAAUAUGAUGCAGUGUUAAAUGAACAUUUAAAUACAAUUAUUAGUAAAAGUGAAAACAAUCAUUUAAAAGGAUCCAAAGGAAGAGGCAAUUUUGUUACUUUUCUUAGUCAUUAUUCCAUUGAUAGUAUCACCUCAACAAUUUCAUUAGUAAUAAAACAAAUAAUAUCUGAGCAAAUUUCAACAGCUGGUAUGUUUUCGGUUUUAAUUGAUACCACACAAGAUGUAUCAGUGAUGGACCAAUGUUCUAUUAUUGUCCGCUAUGUUUUCAAUGGAAAAAUUAAUGAAAAAUUAAUUGGUGUUAAAUGUUGUACAGAAUCUACCGGAAAAGGUAUGAUGGAACUAUUACAAAGUGCUAUGAAUGAAGUUAAUAUUGACACAUCAAAAUGCAUUGGCAACGCAACUGAUGGAGCAGCCAAUAUGCAGGGCGCUUAUAAUGGUUUCACUUCAUGGCUAAGUAGAGUAGCUCCAGAACAAAUCCACGUUUGGUGUUUUAGUCAUAUACUAAACUUGGUAAUUUGUGAUGCUACUAAGAAUCCAGUAAUGGUUGGUAACUUUUUUUCUUUAAUAAAUGGAUGUGCCGUUUUCUUCAAAGAGUCAUAUAAGCGAAUGAAUAUAUGGAGAAAUAUAAGUGAAAAUAAUAAUGAAAACAUUCGUCACAAGCGUUUACAACAAAUUGGAGAUACAAGGUGGACAUCAAAACAAACUGCAUUAAAUAGAAUUUUUGGUAUGUGUGGAAUGUAUGAUGAAGCCAUGUACCCUGAUUUAAUUAUUGCACUUAGUAAAAUCUGUUCAAAAGAAUCUUUCACACCGGACAUUCGAACAAAAGCAUCCAACCUAUUGAAAGCUUUGUUAAAAUAUGAAACCAUUCUUAUUGCACAUAUAUUUAUGAAGAUUUUUUCAAUCACUGGGCCACUAUCAAGAUACUUACAGACUAGUGGAUUAGACAUUCUUAAAUGCAUACAAAUGGUUGAAGUGUCUUUAAAUGAACUUAGAAAAAGUCAAAGGAGUAUGGAACUUACAAAGAAUAUGUGCAUUGAAUUUAUUUCUAAAAUGAAUGAUACAAUUUCAACACGGAUUAAUGAAUCUAAUGAAGAUUUGGAAAUCGAAGAAAUUCAGAGUCAAUUUGAAGUUAAACGUAUUUCUAGGAAGAAAAAAAUAGCAAUUUAUGAAGCUGCUGAUGAUACUAUUUUAAAUGUUGAAAAAAAGUUUACCGUUGAUGUAUAUAACAGAAAAUCUGUAGAUGAUGAAUAUACUGAAGAACUGUACAUAAAUAGUGACACAGAAAAUGAAGAUGAAGACAUAUCAAAACCAUGCAAGACAUGUAAAAACUGUAGCAUUUGUUGUUAUAAUGCAUUAAUUAAGUACAAUCUUUACUCGAAUGCUUACCCUACAUUAUCUAUUGCUUAUCAAUACUUACUAACUUUGCCGGUAACACAAGUGGCCUGUGAACGGUCAUUUUCUACAUUAAAAUAUUUAAAAAACAGGUUGAGAAAUUCAAUGACAACGGAACAUUUGGAGUCAUUCAUGUUAAUGGCAAUUGAAAAACAAAUUCUGUAUAGUUUGGACAAUGAUAUGAUAAUAAAUAAAGUUGGUGAAAAAUCAAAACUACUUUCUAAAUUACUCUCAUAA
Molecule: messenger RNA, 1647 nt
Organism: Acyrthosiphon pisum (pea aphid)
Lineage: Eukaryota; Metazoa; Arthropoda; Insecta; Hemiptera; Aphididae
Exons: 2
Coding region: 1-1647 (548 amino acids)
Molecular function (GO): protein dimerization activity
Source: RefSeq, a predicted model, not a curated record